AUGGCGGCACCUCAAGUAAACACAUUUACAGCUCCACUUCUACUAACGGAAAAUGAUAUUCCUGGAGCUAGUCUUGAGGGAAGGAAACCAGCAGAGUUGAAAAAAGCUGAUCUAUUGUUUUGGCUACGAUGUAGGGGUGAUUCGUGUAAAGGCCUGAACGUAAAAGCAAAGCUCGUAAAGCGGUAUGUUUCUAUCGAAUAAUUCUCCAACGUACCCCUAUUGUAAACAUUGAAUGUUCUGUUAUUUCCCGCUCGAAUGCAGAUUCUAAGAACCAAAAUUUCAUUUGCUCUGGAAAAACAUAUCAUCAUAUAUUAACAUUAGCGAAUUAAACUGAAAUUAUUUGAAUGCUGUGUUUUGUUGUAUCUUUAUCUUAUAGAGUUGAGGAGUAUAUUGCAAGUGGCAGAGACCAACUUAUAGUUGACCCUGAUCCAAAUAAGAUUUAUACGAAACGAAAAGCCAGGGAAUGCUCUAUUUCGCUUCCUGAUUCUUCAUCCCAGAAUAAGGCUAGUGCCGGAGUAAAAUACCCAUCUACUGGUUGGGGGAAAGCUCUAGAGAAGUUGCCAUUGUUUACAAAAGCUGAAAUGAAAAAGCAUAUAGAAAAUUCAGGUAAAAAGUGUGGAACACCAUUCUGUUCCCACAAGUUUGAAACGUGCCAAGACCUUUCUUCAAGAUGA
This is a messenger RNA of Porites lobata, 674 nucleotides long. The record is from the annotation of a GenBank genome assembly. Lineage: Eukaryota; Metazoa; Cnidaria; Anthozoa; Scleractinia; Poritidae.